Messenger RNA from Rhodamnia argentea, 1861 nucleotides. Its product is annotated as protein CHUP1, chloroplastic-like. The record is from RefSeq and is a predicted model, not a curated record. Lineage: Eukaryota; Viridiplantae; Streptophyta; Magnoliopsida; Myrtales; Myrtaceae. Gene Ontology annotation, cellular component: chloroplast outer membrane. The coding region runs from base 579 to 1397 and encodes 272 amino acids. The transcript is spliced from 2 exons. Gene Ontology annotation, biological process: chloroplast organization.
UGGAUGUUAUGUGCGCUCUUCUUCUCUCGCCCUGGUCCUUCAACAGAGUUCUUACAAAAAGCAUCUAAUGUUUGCGGUCUGAAAGCCAAAAUUGACAGCUGAUUGGAGAUGAGAUAUGUCAUUUUGAUGCUGAAAGCUACGAGAUAUGGAGCGGAAUUUCUGAGCUUUCCAAGGCCUCUGUUGGAGGCUCAAAGCUGUUGGGCUGCAUCAGUGGAGGAACCAUCACAAUGAUAAUCAGAGCAAGCUUGCUGAUCCUCGCUACUGUUGCAGCUCUUGCAGUUUCCGGUAAUGCCAUCGCCAAGCCGUCGAAGAAACGGAAACCCCGUCUUGAAUCAUCAGGUUGUUCCUCCCUUUUAUCUUUCGAGAAUUUCUCCCCCGAGUUAAUUCGGAAUUCAGUGGAGUCGGUUCCGCUUUGUUUCUACUAGUUCAUUGAUGGUGUUCGCAUAGUUUCAGGAGAGGAAGACCGGCAAAUUGGCCAUGUCGAGUAAAAGGAGGAGAACGACACUGGAGAUGCGAACUGGCAAUGGGCAACUGCCCGGCAAGGCAAGAAUCCGAAUGGCCUCGAUGAAGCAGAACGGAUGAAGCGUCUGCUUAACGACAAGAGGAGAAGGGAAAUAGCAGUUGAGAAUAAGCUGUUGGAGCUCUAUGGGCUGAGAGAACAACGUUCCUUCAUCACACAUUUGCAGAAGCAAUUAAGGGUCAGAUCAUCCAAGGCCGACAUGCUGAAGUCCGCCGUCAGCUCGCUCGAGGCCGAGAAAAGCGAUCUCGAGAAGGAAAUCAGAGAGAGCUCCGUGGCAGAGAAGCAGCUGGAGGCGGCGCAAAAGGCGAUGAAGCAGUGGCAGGAUAAGGAGAAUGCCGGCGAAAUCCUAAUGAAGGCACAACUGAACAUGAUCGAAGAGAGAGUCCACGGCUUCCACGGUAAAGAGAAGUCAUCUAGAGAACCCGUGAUCAACAGGAAGAAGAUGAAAAGGAUGGAGGAUCUGAAGUUGGAGGUCCUGGAGAUGAACCGGAGGAACAAGGAACUCGAGCUCGAAAAGCGGGAGGUAGCGCUCAAGUUGAAUUCUGCUCAGGCGAAAACCAGCUCCCUUUCCACAAUGACAGAGAGCGAAGUGAUUGCUGGGGUCGAAGAAGAGGCGAGUGCCCUGAAAUGUGGGAACGAAGACCUCUUGAAGCAGAUAGAGACGCUGCAGAAGCAGAGAUUCAGCAUGGUGGAAGAGCCGGUGUACCAAAAAUGGCUGAACAGUUGCUUGAGAUUCGAAAUCCAGGACUACCAAACCCCACCGGGCGCUCCUGGACGCUAUCCUAGUGAGGAUUGGAGUUUCGGGUCACAGCAGGAAGCGAAAUCCGCCGCUCGUGCCGCAUCCGACUGCGCCGAUUCGUCUGAGACCUCCGCGUAGAGCCACGAAAUCGACGGCACGGGCUCGACCCUCGAAAGCACCUCAGGCAGCCAAAGCAGCAUAGGCAAAAGAUCUAGCCUGAUCACUAAGAUAAAGAGGUGGAACAAGAGCAAGAGGGACAUCAUGGUGGAUCCAUCACCAGAGAGGUCUCAUCCUAGCAAAAGAUUUUUGGCAAAGAUGGAUUAAUCCUCAGAUUUUCGACAUCGAUGGUCCUCGAAGCGAGGUGGGAUUUCGCUACUGAUGCUUCUAGGAAGACAAGUGACUAGGAUCUUGCAGAAUCCCCAGGCCCGGAGAUUGGCUCCCACCGGAGGAGGGUAUCUUUCAAUGAUCACGUUACCGUGAGGAAUCUAGAACCGGAGUUUGAAGAUACAUUACCACCGGAUGAGAUGGAACCCUUUAGCCGGGAAAUAUAUGUCGGGAGCUGGAGUCGGAUGUCGCCGACAAAGUCAAGGGACAAUGCACUA